Molecule: messenger RNA, 1686 nt
Organism: Symbiodinium sp. CCMP2592
Lineage: Eukaryota; Dinophyceae; Suessiales; Symbiodiniaceae
Source: the annotation of a GenBank genome assembly
GUGACGAGCCCCGUCGCGCGCACCGUGCGCAACAGGCAGUACGGCAUCCGUGGGGACGAGAAAUGGCAGCUGCUGGCCACUGGCGCUGCCAGCUUCCUCUUGGUAGCGAGCCUGGGGAUGUGGCAGCUGAAGAGGAUGAAGUGGAAGAAGGAACUGAUUGAGAUGCGGCGCCAGCGUUUGGCCAUGCCUCGCAUCCAGGUCACGGGCAGCCCCUUUCCGUGGAAGGACCAGGUUCCAGACUUCAUCUACCGCGUGGUGGAGGUCCGUGGGGUCUUUGACCACAACAAUGAGAUGCACGUCGGCCCCCGACCCGGAGCCGACGAGUCGGGUGAGACCACCCCGGGAGUCCUCGUGGUGACGCCACUGCGCCUGGAGGACGGGUCCACGGUUAUGGUCAACCGCGGACAUUUGCCUGCCCACCGCCUCGACCGGGCCACCCGUCCUGAAGUGCCCACAUGGGUCCGAGUGCGCGGAGUCCUCGAGGAGGGGGAAAUUCCGAAUUUAAUCGGAAGGUAUGCUCGAGUCAAGAACCGGCCCGACAAGAACCAGUUCCUCUACCUCAUCGCCCCGGAGUUGGCCGAGAACGCCAAUGCCCGGAAUCACGAAGAGUGCAGCCAGGCUCUGGUGACGGCCAUUGACGAAGGAGCUCACGGACAGUUCUGCCCACGGCGCCUUGAGAGACGCAGCCCGGCAGGCUUUCCAGAGCCUGCGUUUGCCUUGAAGCCUUCGAGCUCGGCAGCAGAUUGGGCCAUGAAUCGCAACAAAGCUCUUCUCGAUGCUCUCAUGGGCGCCAACCGCGAUGCUUCCAAAAAGGAUAAGCUCAACAGUGAGCCUGAGUUCAAGAAGGACGAUUACUGCAAGUUCUUCCUUGUUGGGUACUGCCCGGGGAAAACAUUGGGCCGAGAAGUCGAGAGUCUCCGGGCGGAGUUUGACCCCAAGAGCGUGAUCCCUCCCUGUAACAAGCUCCAUUCGAUCGGAGUCAGAGAGGAGUUCAAAGCCCACAAAGACUAUCAGAAAUAUAAACGUAGAUAUGAGGAUGAUCUCCUCCAUCUUAUCGACAAAGGCAUCAGAGAAGUUGAGGACAAGGUGGCACGAGAAAAGCGCAGGCAUGCUGAGGGCAUCGCAGUCAUGACGGACCAGGACCGGCUCUGCGAGAUCUGUGGCCUGAAGUACAAGCUCCGCUUUGCGGACAUCAACGUUCGAGAAACCGAGGGAGGGAAGUACAAGCCCGACAUCCACCCGGAGUCCGAUUACCACAAAAACUACGUCAAACUGCGAGAAAAGCAGAUUGAGUACGAAAAAAUUAUCAAGGCGCGGUCAGAUGGAGAUGACAAAGCGAAAGACAAGGACGAGAAAAAUGGAGACCGAGAUCGGGACAACGGUGGGCGCAGCGGCUCUCGCCGCCCUCGCGACGAUGACGACCGUCGCCGCGACCGGGACGAUGACGAUCGCGACCGCAGGGAUCGAAGCCGUCGAGACCGUGGUCGCAAUAGGGACGAAGACGACCGCGACCGCAACGGGGAUCGAGACCGGAGAGACCGUGGUCGUGACCGCGAUGACCGCGAUCGCCGAAGCAGCAGGAGGAGCCGUGAUGCUCGUGAUGAUGAUCGAGAUAGGCGUCGCAGAAGUGCAGACGGGGACCGUCGCCGCCGCUCCUCCGACAGAAGCCGUAGCCGCCGACGCUGA